UCUAUUUGUAAUUCACACUCAACUCUUAUUGGCGCAUAACAAUCAGAUAAGAGAACUACUGCGCAUUACAAGCAAUUGUUGCUAAAUGAUGUGAGAGGGAACAUUUUCAAUCGCUGGGAGGGAAUCAACAGCACGGCGAGAUUCUGAAUUUGACAUAUUAGCAGCAUGGCGUCGUUUUCUCACUAAAUUUGAGUGUGGUAACGUUGUGAACGCACUGACAGAUUCCUCACGUUUUAACGCGAUAAUAUAAGACAAAUAUCACGUCUAUAUGACUGACUUUCGUUACUUAAAAGCUGUUGUCAGGUCGGCUCUUGCUAAUAAGGAAAGGGGCCCAUUCAUAACUAUGUUUGAAAAGGAAGGUUGAUCCAAUCAAGGCGCACUGGCGCAGUUGAAACCGGAAGCUGUUGAAGAUGCACUUUGGAGCGUUGUUUGUUUUAAAUGACAGAUGAUGAAUGACAUUUUUGAACAUUAAACAGAUAUAUGCAGCCCUUAGAUACAGCAUUGAAACUUACAGAUAUUAAUGGUUUUUCGUAAUGGGGCGAUUAAAGCACCUUUGUUUAUUGCUGUGUUCAGGUAAUUCACCGAAACUCCGUCACAUCCCACUGCCACUCCUACAAAUGCUCGCGGCUGUGAACUAUGUUGUCAAACUGGUAUGCCUCGUACCUGAUGAGUUAAGAUGUCGCUGUGAAUGCGAACACAGCCAUAAUUUACAGCAUCAAGGCAGGAAAUCUCUGGAGAAAUCUGAAAGUAUUAAGUGGUUAAAGUUUCCUUCUACGGAGCACAAAAGAGUGUCAAGGUACAAUGCUGGGAUUUCCAGCGAUAUGUUUCAGCUUGAUAUCCCUGCUGCAUCUUGUUUGGGGCAGAGUGAUCUACAAUAGAAAUGAUGUGUUCCUAGAAGAGAAGUCAGCAGGUUCGUUUCUCUCCCGUAAACUGUUGUAUAACAGUUGGGAUUUUGAGUUACUGGUGCCUGACAAUCUACAGAGAGAAUGCAUGGAGGAAAUAUGUUCAUAUGAAGAGGCCAGAGAGGUGUUUGAAGAUGACAUACAGACGGCCAAGUUUUGGGAAGGCUAUGUCAACAAUCAUGAGUCUUCAUCCCCAGUUGAUGUGUCUGGUUUGGUAGCUGGCAUUGUGGCUAUUGUAAUAACAGCGAUUAUAGCCACUGUGUUGGGCAUUUAUUGCUACAAGAACAGAGGCAAAAAUUCAAGAGGGGCCAGUGUUCCUGUGCGUAUAGGUGUAGAUGGGCAGCCAAUACCGGAGUCUGUGCCCUUGGCUAACAGGGCUCCAGGUCUCCCCUCGUACAAUGAGGCUCUGACCCACAGCGGCCAGCAUGAUGCACCUCCACCGCCGUACUCUGGGGGAAGUCCACCCGAGCCACCACAAACUCAAGAAGAGGAAUAACAAAGACAUGAUGAUGUUGUUGUUGUUGUUGUUGUUUUUAAAUGGGGGAGGGGAGAGGGGUGAUACAGGGUUUUACUGGUGAAAAAGUGCAGCUUCAGUCAGUAGAUAAUUUAUUAUACUUAUGCUACGUGUUCAGCAGUUAACCCUAUUUUAUUCUUUAGAAUUAUUUUGCUACUAUCAUCAUGGAACACAGUUUCGGUGUGAAUGCUGUCAAUAUUUUCAUGAAUCAGAUUUGUUCAUUUUUAAAAAAAAGUUUUAUCAAAUGGAAUUUAAUUU
Molecule: messenger RNA, 1674 nt
Organism: Sinocyclocheilus rhinocerous
Lineage: Eukaryota; Metazoa; Chordata; Actinopteri; Cypriniformes; Cyprinidae
Product: transmembrane gamma-carboxyglutamic acid protein 2-like
Exons: 9
Coding region: 802-1398 (198 amino acids)
Cellular component (GO): plasma membrane; extracellular region
Molecular function (GO): calcium ion binding
Source: RefSeq, a predicted model, not a curated record